Molecule: messenger RNA, 2046 nt
Organism: Eucalyptus grandis
Lineage: Eukaryota; Viridiplantae; Streptophyta; Magnoliopsida; Myrtales; Myrtaceae
Product: disease resistance protein RPV1-like
Exons: 4
Coding region: 1-2046 (681 amino acids)
Biological process (GO): signal transduction; defense response
Molecular function (GO): ADP binding
Source: RefSeq, a predicted model, not a curated record
AUGCGAAGACGUCAAUGUUCCGGGAAUUGUAGCAGGUUGUGGUUACCAAAGACUGCCUUGUCCGAUGCGACCGUGUUCGUUUGUGUUGACCACGGCGAUCCGUCGUCAGGGGCCGAGUUGGUGUUCUUGAGUUUCAGAGGCCCCGACACCCGCCUCGGUUUCACCGACUACCUCUAUCACUCCAUGGUUGGAGCUGGGAUUCGCGUCUUUAAAGAUGACGAAGAGAUCCGAAAGGGCGAAAAGAUUGGAGGCGAGCUUCUGCAUGCCAUCGAAUCCUCUAAAAUAUUCGUGCCCAUCUUCUCUAGGAAUUACGCAUCCAGUGUGUGGUGUCUUCGGGAGCUCAAGCACAUGGUGGAGUGCUUGGGUAAAGCGAAAGACAAAGUGAUCCUACCUAUUUUCUACGACGUGGAUCCUGACGAUGUGAAGCUCAAAACUCCAUUAUACCUUGACGCUUUGAGGAAGCACGAGGAGAAGUUUGGCCGUGAUGAUGUUCGCAAAUGGGAGGAGGCUCUGACAGAGGUUGCAAGAAUCAAGGGAUGGGGCUUGAAGAACAGAGGGCAUGGCGAAAUCAUCAACGCUAUUAGGGAUGAUGUUUUGACUAGGCUGAAGAAAAGAAUGAGAAAUUUGCCGGAUCAUUUAGUUGGGAUUCAUGAUCAUGUGGAAGCUAUCAUUGACUUGUUAAACAAAGGUUCUCCUGAUGUUUGUUACCUGGUCAUCCAUGGAAUGGGUGGAAUCGGUAAGACAACCCUUGCAAGUGCCGUGUUUAAUCGAAUUUCCUAUCAAUUUCAAGGCUGUAGCUUCCUCUCGGACGUGCGCGAAUCAGCGCAAUGUGGUAAGAUUAUUAAGUUACAAGAACAGUUGUUAUCAGAAAUUCUCCAGGGCAAUUCUCGAGAUAUCCUUGGUUCCAUUGAUGCAGGGAUUAGCAUAAUUAGAGAAAGGUUUCGUGAUAAGAAAGUUCUCAUUGUUCUAGAUGACGUUAAUAAGUGGGACCAGCUCUCUAAAUUAGCAGAAAAGAGCAAUUGGUUUGGUCUUGGAAGCAAAAUCAUCAUUACAACAAGGGACAUCAAUUUUUUGCCGAUCAAAGAGGAGGAGGAAGAGAGUAGUUGCCUAGCACAUUAUGAAGAGUUUAAGAGGUAUGAAAUGACAGAAUUGGAUUAUUCCCAUGCUCUUAAGCUUUUUAGUCGACAUGCCUUCAGGAUGGAUUUCCCACCGUGUGCCUAUUAUGAUAUCUCAUGCAAAAUUACUCACAAAACGGGUGGACUUCCAUUAGCUCUCGAGGUUAUUGGUUCCUCACUUUGUGGCCAAAUCAAAGAGUUUUGGAAAGGCACGUUGAAGAAAUUAGAUUUGGUGCCCAAUCAGGAAGUCGUUAAUAAAUUAAGGAUCAGCUACGAUAUGUUAGAGCCUCAUCGUAAAGAGAUCUUUCUUGACAUCGCAUGUUACUUCGUUGGUGAAGAAACAAUAUGUCCGUACUAUAUGUGGAAAGCUUCCGACUAUUUCCCAAGAUGUGAAGUACUUGUCCUUAUUCGUAUGUCUUUAAUAAAAAUAGUAGAAAUGAAUAGACUGUGGAUGCAUGAUCAAGUGAGAGAUCUUGGAAGAGAGAUUGUCCGAUGCGAAGACGUCAAUGUUCCAGGGAAUCGUAGCAGGUUGUGGUUACCAAAGACUGCCUUGGACGUGAUUCAAAUGAAAGAGGGGACAAACAAAGUCAUAGCACUCAGACUAACAGGACUCUCCAAAAUGCACAAUUUCACAAGCGAAGAAUUUUCAAAGUUGCCCAAUCUGAAAUUCUUGGAAUUAGAGGGGGAACAUGGUAGGGAUUUUAAAAAUCUUCUCUCCAAGUUAAUAUGGCUCUCUUGGAGCGAUUGCCCUUCGGAAUUAAACGCGACGAAUUUAUGUCUCAAGAAACUAGUUGUGCUCAAGCUUUCAGGAAGUAAAAUUACCGAAGAUUGGGCUGGAUGGGAGCCAUGCCUGGUGAGCGAGAAUUUGAAAGUUAUACAAAUUACCAAUUGCAAAAGCUUGAAAAGGACCCCGACUUCUCAAAAUGCUUGA